GUUUGUAAGAGAAAACACAAAAUUGAGAAAUCACUACAAGGAAUUCAAAUGAUUCAGAUGAUUUAUACUCCCAGACACAGCCAGUUGAUUACUGUCGCUAAUUAACUUACCCCUCCCCUGAGCGGUCGUUUGGGAUAUGAAGUGGUGUCCAGUUUCGAAGGCCGGACCUGAGUAAACUGAACGAAACGAUGUUGAGUUGUUGCUUGUAGUAUGAGCUUUCUUAAUUUUUGUAUGUGAACUUAUGGAUAACCCGAAUUUCAGUGCAAGCUAUCACCGCACGAGAUACGACAGCCAAGAGAAACUAGUCACAAAAAUGAACGACGAAGAGGAGGAAGAGGAUUUUGACGAAGAAGACGACGAGGAAUUAGAUGAAGAUCUGAAAGAACAAGAAUAUGACUUCGUACAGGUCUCAGUUUCUCCCAAGCAUAUUCACUUCGUUACGGACGCGGCUCUUAGUUCUUGGAGCGAUCCUGAAACAGUCUUGGAAAAGAGCACUCGCUUGGGAAAAUUUAGAGAGUCCCUCAGAAGAAUUGUGGAGCAUUUCUUUGUCAGAGUAUUUAGCCUGCUGUUGGUGCUGGCAGAUAUUGUUAUCGUAAUUGUUGACUUGGCCACUGCAGGACGUAUAGAACAGAGCCUGGAAAUAAUUUCUAUUUCAAUAGUAACCUACUUCUUGAUUGAGGUGCUGUUUAGGAUCUUUGCAUUGGGAAAAUCUUUCUUUCACAGAUGGCUUGAAAUCCUAGACUUGGUGGUGGUGGUUAUAUCAUUUGUUCUCACUCUUGUUUUUUCUCUUUUGACCUUAGAGGAACACGGCUAUGCAAAACUUAUUAUCACAGCUCGUCUGGUACGAGUACUUCUGUUCAUAAGAAUCGUCACUGGAAAAGAUCAACUAGAAAGGGCAACAAGGAGAAUGAUAUCACAGAACAAGAGGAGAUAUCAAAAGGACGGCUUUGAUUUAGACUUGACUUAUGUUACAGAGAAGGUUAUAGCCAUGUCAUUUCCAUCGUCUGGAAAACACAAGUUGUAUCGUAAUCCAAUUUCAGAAGUUGUACGGUUCUUGGAUACAAAACAUCAAGACCAUUAUAAAGUUUACAAUUUAUGUAGUGAGAGAAGCUAUGAUCCAUCUAUGUUCCACAACAGAGUAGAGAGGGUACUGAUUGAUGACCAUAAUGUUCCUAGACUAAGUCAGUUGUUAUAUUUUACACACAAUGUGAGGGAAUGGCUUGACAGAGAUCCAAAGAAUGUUAUUGCGGUACAUUGUAAAGGAGGAAAAGGUAGUAAGAAAGAAAAGAAACUGGAUUUUCCUUUGCUUUCGUAUGAAUGGAGGGACUGUUUCAUAAAUCACCAUUCUCGAGGAAAUACCCAGGGCAGGUGGGAGGUAGAGGGUAAUGAAAACAAGGAAUCUUAAGUUUUGUCCAACCUGUUUAUUAUUAUCAAUAAAAUGUGUACUCUUUAGAUAUCUCUGACUUUGCUGUUAACUAAAAAAAACCCGUGAACACUUUGAUUUGAUUCUGAUGGAUGAAUUGGGUACUGAGGAGUGACCAAACACAGUAAAGUUCAGGACAUGGGAACAAACCUCAAAACCACUACUACUUACUGUUGCUGUUUGUGGUUUAACUUUCUCAUGCCUAAUUGGCUUUUUCCUUGCUACACAAUAUUUCUGGUGU
This is a messenger RNA of Orbicella faveolata, 1664 nucleotides long. Its product is annotated as phosphatidylinositol 3,4,5-trisphosphate 3-phosphatase TPTE2-like. Lineage: Eukaryota; Metazoa; Cnidaria; Anthozoa; Scleractinia; Merulinidae. The record is from RefSeq and is a predicted model, not a curated record. Gene Ontology annotation, biological process: transmembrane transport; monoatomic ion transport; dephosphorylation. Gene Ontology annotation, cellular component: membrane; cytosol. Gene Ontology annotation, molecular function: phosphatidylinositol-3,4,5-trisphosphate 3-phosphatase activity; GTP binding; monoatomic ion channel activity.